AUGGCUUUUGAUGACUCUCCACCCCCACGAGAGUACACACCUUCAAAGGACGACACUGCCAUCGUGCUCCCCUCGCCACAGCCAUCAACCACUAGAAUUCGCCUAGAAUCUAGCGAAGAAGACAUGCCCAUCAUGUUGCAGCGCAAGUCUCUAAAGCGUGCCGGCAGUGUGCUUCCCCGCGAGCGCGAGCGGCGCAGCCAUGAGGAACCCAAGUAUCGUGAACGUCGCGCCUCCAGCCCGAAAGCCGACUCCAAGCUACUUUUUAAUAAAAACGGCAAACCUUACAAGAGACCCGGACCCCAACCUUGGGCAUCCAAACCCAUCAUGAAGAACGAUAUGGUCGCCAAGAAGGCAGUCAUUCGCGAGAUUGAGAGCUACUGGGGCAAAAGCUUCAUCCGCUCUUACAUCCCCAAAUGUCACCGACCGCUCGUCAAGCGAGGCGCCGAUGGCAAACGCCCCGCUUAUCGUGCCCACGAGACUAAUCCGAAGAAGUGGCUUCCCUCGGUGCUCAAAGCCAUCCUCAUGAUCGCCAAGCUGACCAAGGAUAAAAAGUGGCUCAAAGAUGCCAUGAACGAUGUUGUGCGGUACCGAAUCAAGAAUACGGGGAAUAGGAAGCCUCAGUUGGUUACCACGGACUUUGAUGUCAUUGAGGAUAUGUUGGUGAAAGAUUGGGCGGUCGAUUAUGCGUUUGAGAUUCGGUACAAGCAUUUGCUUGUCAAUCGCAAAGAUCAGCAGGAGACCGAUGAGGAUAUUGAUCAUAUUCUGCAGGUGGCUAAUGAUGACGGCGAUGAGGAAGGUGACGAAAGUGAAGAGGAGAACGAGGACGAUAUGGAUGGUCGAAACGAAGGUGUUAAUCACGACAAUGAUGACGACGAGGGCAUUGAACAUGGUUAUGGUGGAAUCUCCAACAGGUAUCAGUGUUCAAGCGGGUAUAUCAAAGACGAUCAACACACACUAGCCCCUACUCCUCAUCAGCAAGCCGAACAGGAAAAAUUGUCAAGGAACAGUCGCAUCGUGUCUACGCCUGACUCUCCUGGCCCCAUGAAACGCGCCGGCCGAGAAAAGACUUCAUACAGGUAUGGCUCUCCUGCGCCUGGGUGUGACAGCCUAUUAAUGAGUCCCUGGGGCACAACCAUACCUACUCCGUACGGUGGCUAUGGAGGAUUCCACGGCUAUGGCGGCUUCCCAGGCUAUGGCCAGCCUCAAUUAUCCAGUAGAGACAGUAAUCAAGGCCCUCGGCAUCCUAAACCCUAUGGCAUGUACCCGCCUCUUCACCAUAUGUCGCCUAUGCCUGGCAACUCAUACCGCCCGUCUUCAUUCGGAAGCAAUACAAUGGGCCAUGAGGGCCAUGGGUUGUAUGGUUCAGAUCGGCGCUCUCAGGCUCUGUCAGGUGUCCGUCAGGGCAGUAUGCACCCCAAAAUCAAACGCGAGUCGCCUGAUUACGAUGACCCUAUCAUGUCGGUUGGUGAAAUCAGCGGCCCCCAGACCGAUUUGGGUGCUGGCAUGAACCAGGAGGAUGAGGAUCUCGAUGGCGAGUUGGAAGUCGCAGAGCUGGAACUCAAGCUUGCGCGCCUGAGGGCGAAAAAAGCGGCUCAGAAGAAGGCGAGAUAA
This is a messenger RNA of Plenodomus lingam JN3, 1611 nucleotides long. RefSeq lists its product as uncharacterized. The record is from RefSeq and is a predicted model, not a curated record. NCBI's taxonomy places the organism in Eukaryota, Fungi, Ascomycota, Dothideomycetes, Pleosporales, Leptosphaeriaceae.